GUGUGUAAAGGUCAGUGGGAAUGUUUUAUACUGUGUCCCAAACCUUAGUAUGAAACCAGUACCGUUACAUACUACUGUCAGCUAAAAUAUUACAGUGUGCAAACACUGGAUGCUUCGUCCAUACUGCUCUUACUUUUAGUUCAGAAUUCAUGAUUCUCACAAAUCACGGUUGGAGGUUGGCACUUGUUACCAUGGUUACAAGUUUCCAACAUGCAAGGAAGUAGCGUGCUUCACACCUGAUUCCAAUAAGCGACAAACGAUGCAAGCCUUUCACAUCAGAAGAGCCCAUCAUCCAGCUCCACGCACAUCCAGCAGCAACGUGUAAAUGUUGGAGCAGAGGACUCGUCUGGAGCCCAUACAGGAAGAGUCAGAGAGGGAAGAUGAAACCACAGGGAGCAAAACCGGGGAAGGAGAGGAGCAAGAGGAGGAGGAAGAGGAAGAGGAGACAACAACAACACAGGAGAUUGCCGACGAUGAGAGCGAAGGAGAUGAAGAUGCUCCGCUGAGGGUUAUGAGACCAAGUCGAACUUAUCAUUCCCUCAGCCAACAAAGUUUUCUUCAUACGCAACCCAGCGAAAAUGAUGGGGAGGAAAUGGUCGGGUUGUGGGAGUCGGAUCAGAGCACACAUUUAGACCCCCCAGGUGAAGAGUCCCCCCCCCUUCAGCGGACACGGUUGGGAAUUGAGAAGCUGUCUACUAGUGUCAAGAGAGAGAGGCUAAAGGUCUCCAAGAGGAAGAUGAAUACAUCAGAUCAAUCAGCAAAGAAGAAGAAACGUGAAGUGAAGAAGAAGAAGAAGAAGAAGAAGAGGUCUCUUGAUAAUACUUCCAAGGAGGAGCCGUUUCCUGGAUGGCUGGUGGACCUGAUGGUCAACAUUGAAGAAGCAACAACUCACCAACUGGUGGUGGAGUAACCAUGCUCUUCUAGAAGGGGUCCCAUGGGGAGACGUAAUAAGAAGGCCUGGUAAUGGCCGAGAGUACAGUCCAUGGGUACAGUCCAUGGGUACAGUGUUUUUGUGUGUAAACUUUUUUUCUGAUAAUUGUCUCCCGUCAGAUAUACUGUGCGAGUAAAUGUUGUGUAACACAGACUUUAUCCGUCUCAAGAUUGGAAAAUACCAAGAAAACGAGACCAAAGGCAAAACUAUAGGCCCGUCGAUCAAAUCUCUCUUUUGGGGUUCCUGUUCCUCGAUAACAUGAUAAAUGAUGCCACUCCUCAUGCUUACUCAACUUUCUGUAGUGUCUUAUCAGCUGUUGGUUGUGUUAAGAU
Messenger RNA from Pungitius pungitius (ninespine stickleback), 1263 nucleotides. Its product is annotated as histone H3.v1-like. NCBI's taxonomy places the organism in Eukaryota, Metazoa, Chordata, Actinopteri, Perciformes, Gasterosteidae. The transcript is spliced from 5 exons. Bases 326 to 910 code for a protein of 194 amino acids. The record is from RefSeq and is a predicted model, not a curated record.